This is a messenger RNA of Thrips palmi, 1019 nucleotides long. Its product is annotated as circadian clock-controlled protein-like. Lineage: Eukaryota; Metazoa; Arthropoda; Insecta; Thysanoptera; Thripidae. The record is from RefSeq and is a predicted model, not a curated record. The transcript is spliced from 6 exons. Bases 65 to 943 code for a protein of 292 amino acids.
ACUUAGUUAGGCCCGUCCACCCCAUGCAGCGCGUCCCACGCGCACAGUAUCUUUCUGACUCGCCAUGGACACCAAGACCCUCGUGAGCGCCGCCGCCGCGCUGCUCUGCCUGGCGGUCACCUGCGGGACCGUCCACGGCGGGCCCGUGCCGCCUUUCUACGAGGACAUACUGAAGCAAUGCAACGUCAAAGAUCAAGACUCGCUGGACCAGUGUCUGUACCACAUCCUGAAUAGCAUGCGGUCCUACCUCCCAGACGGCAUCCCCGAGUGGAACAUCCCCGUGCUGGAGCCCCUGGCCAUCAAGGGCAUUUCCCUAAACCAGGGCGGCGGGAACACCCGGAUCCGCGCCACGUUCAAGGACCUCAAAGUCUCCGGGCUGUCCAACUACACCAUCACUUACGUAAAGUCCAACCCCGAGAAGUACAAAUUCUCCAUCGGGCUGCAGUUCCCCAAGCUGCGCGUCACGGGCGAGUACAACAUCUUCGGCAACCUGCUGCUCAUCCCCAUCAAGGGCAACGGGCCCUUCUGGGCGGUUUUCCAGGACGUGAAGGCCGACUCGUACAACACGCUGGAGGUGGUGCACACGGAGGGGCCCGCCAACCCGGGCUGCCUGCACCUCUCGCACACGCAGACCGACUUCGACAUCACCAAGGUGCAGCUGCGCCUCGAGAAGCUGUUCAACAACGACGAGUUCCUCGGUGAGACGGUCAACACGUUCCUGAACGAGAACGCGCAUGACAUCAUCCGCGAGGUGAAGCCGCAGUUCGCCCAGGAGAUCGACCGCCUGGUGGCGCGCGGCUUCUCCGAGGCCAUCGCCGCCCUGCCCGUCAACCUGUGGGAGGACCUCGCCAAGAAGGGGCAGCACCGCGACAAGGACGCGGACACGCAACGGCCCAGCACCGCGACCAACCAAGUCGCCACCGACAAGAAAUCGGCCCGAUGAGAUCACGAUCGACGGACUCCGACAAAUAAAUUAGUUCUAUGUAUUUUUUUGAAAAUAAACCACGUUUAGUACUCAG